This is a messenger RNA of Kluyveromyces marxianus DMKU3-1042, 1170 nucleotides long. It is a transcript of the gene CPR7, whose product is annotated as peptidylprolyl isomerase CPR7. Gene Ontology annotation, molecular function: peptidyl-prolyl cis-trans isomerase activity; protein binding. Gene Ontology annotation, biological process: protein peptidyl-prolyl isomerization. The coding region runs from base 1 to 1170 and encodes 389 amino acids. NCBI's taxonomy places the organism in Eukaryota, Fungi, Ascomycota, Saccharomycetes, Saccharomycetales, Saccharomycetaceae. The transcript has a single exon. The record is from RefSeq and is a predicted model, not a curated record.
AUGAAUAAAGUUUAUCUUGACAUUACCAUUGGCGAAGAGAAAAUCGGGAGGAUCAUAUGUCAGUUAUUCACUGACGAGGCACCCAAGUCAUGCGAAAACUUCUUACAUUUGUGCAAGGGAGACAUCUCAGUUGGUGAUAAAGUACUCACAUUGAAGGGAAAUCAUUUCCACAGAGUCAUAAAGAACUUUAUGAUUCAAGCUGGAGACUUGAUUUAUGGGUCUACCGAACCUAUCAACAGGGAAGAAAUUGGUAAAGGUGGAUGUUCUAUAUAUACAACUGAAGAAGAACUCAAAAAUAGCGACCAACAACAGAUACAGUGCUUCGGUAACUUUGGGGAUGAAAAUCUUGGUGAAUUUAACGAAAGCUUUAUAUUGGCCAUGGCUAAUACUGGCUCGAAAGACUCGAACAGUUCACAAUUCUUUAUCACAACAUACCCUUCUCCUCACCUCAAUGGAAAGCAUUCGAAAUUUGGAAAAAUACUACACGGUAAAUCCGUAGUCCGCACCAUUGAGCGCUCGAAAGUCGAUGAAAAUGGUGUUCCAAUUCUUCCAGUAGUAAUUUCUGGCUGUGGUGAAUGGAAUGACAAGAUGCCAGUGCCUGUGUACAACUGUUGCAAUGAUACAAUUGGGAACGAUUUCUACGAAGAAAAUCCUGAAGAUGAUUCCCAUUUUGAUGGUGAAGAUUUUGCUAAAGCAUUCGAAGCAUCAAAUACCAUCAAAGAAUCUGGAACCUUGUUAUUCAAGAAACGAGAUUUUCAGAACGCUCUAUUUAAAUACAAAAAGGCCCUUAACUACGUCAAUGAAUUCAUACCUGAACCAGAUGUUAACAAAGAGUAUCAUGAUAAGUUUUUAUCUCAGAAAAGAAAAUUAUAUCUCAAUAUUAGUUUAAUGUUGUUCUACUUGAAACAAUAUGAAGAAUCAAUAAAAUACACAAGUUAUCUUUUGGAGACGGAUGGUACAACAACUAAAGAGAAGGCAAAAUCUUACCUAAGACGGGGCAAUUGUUUCUAUGCUUUAAAUAGGUUAGAAACUGCGCUUGAUGACUACAAGAAAUCAAAAGAGUUGAAUCCAGAAGACACUAUACUUGAUGAAAAGAUAGAUAUCACAAGUGGAAAAAUUGAAGCAGAAAAGGAAAGAACCAAGAAAAACAUCAGCAAGUUCUUCCAGUAG